GUAAAUAUUUGGCAUUGUCUUCUCCAUUCCACACAUUUUCUGGUUAUAAGAAGGAAAGUUUUGAUGAAUGAGUUGACUUGAAUAAGAUUAUUUCUGGGGAUGAUGCCAGAUUUGAGCAUUCAGACUUCUCGCUCUGUGUAAAAGUUGUUAUUAAAGGAGGCGUGAGUUCUGCGGGCCUGUUUAUCUGACUAGGAUGUAUAAAUCCUGGUGGUUUGAAGAUUUUGGAAACAGUCAUUUGAAUCUACUAAGCAACAACAAAGAAAACGUGAGAAUUACCUGAAUUUGGGGAAUGAGGGAGCAGUCGUAGUGCUCGUAUCUCCCAACUAGAAGGGUCCUUAUUCCAGGUUCCAAGCCACAGUCACCCCCAGUGUGAAGAUUUGGCAAAAUCAACAGAGGAAUUAACAAAGAAUCUGCUGCAGACCCAAGUACAAGUGGGAGAAACUGAAAGAAAAAGAUCCAGAUGUCAAGGAGAGGGGAGUACAUCUGAUACACCCAUAAAGGACAUUUAAGUAUGGAUGGACACAAAGAGAAGAUUUCUGAAGAAACUGCAGCACUGCUGAGCAGACUUCACCUUCCACACGAACACCAACAGAAGUUCACACCGGGACAGUUUUUGGAAAUAAGUCCACCUGUAAACCAGCACUGUGAAACAUCUGAGAAAGACCUAGCUCAUGCAUUUCUUCAGAGGUUACUAAUGUUAGACUACAGAGCCAGAUACAUUUCUGUUGAAAACGACAGCACUGAGGUGAGUGAGUCAGAUCAGGUUGGAGGGUUUCAGACUCAGACAGGAAACAGUGACUUCCAAGCAUUCUUAAGGAGCAGUGUAAAGUCAGGUCAAACAAAACAGACUCAUGUACAUCCAAUGGAUGUCCAAAUGGCAGUAUUUCACUGUUCAGACAGCUUCCUCAGGCAGACCAUAGUUACUAAACUGUCCCAGUGUCAGUAUGCGUUACCUUUGCUUGUGCCUGAUCCAGUCACUGCUGCUAUCGAGUGUCCUCUGUGGACAUUCAGACAAAUAAGAAAAAGCUGGAAAAAAACACAGUUAGGAGAUUCAAACACUGUGACAAUGAAUAGUUUGCCAAUCUACAAAGUUGAGACACCUUUAGUGUCUUUUGUACGACUUGGUUCAACAACACAAUCCAAAUCUCAGCUAAUGAACGCUUUAAUUAAUGACCGCCACAGCACCUUCUUCCACAGGAACUCUCCAGGCAGCACAAAAUCUCAUUAUUUGAUGGAUGGUGUGGCAGAGAUUGCCUGGUAUUGCCCUGCUGGGAAACCCAACGAUGCAUUCAAUGACUGCAUUGCCUUCUGUAAUCUUCAUGGAGAUGCUAUGAAGUUUGAAAAACAACAUGAUACACUAAUCGAAAAAUCUUCAGUCACUGUAGUUCUUGUAUCCAGUGUGGAAGACAGUAACAGUAAUCUGCUAUCAGUGCUCUCAGCACUUUUUGAGUCUCAGAAGCCCCUCAUUUGUCUCUUUGUCAACGAUGAAUGUGAUUCCGUUGAAAUAAAAACGGGGAAAUACAAAAUGGGCCUGAAAGACAGAAGUCAGUCCAGUGUGUUUAAAGCACUGAAAAUAAUGAUUGGAAACAUUUUGCGUGGACCACAUGUGUCCUUCCAGCUUGAAACCAUGGCCAAAGUCUCUGGAAUCAGGGUGGAUGAGGAUAAUAAAAUCUGUCAAAAAGGUAAAGAUGCCGCAACAAAAUUGAUGAAUUUGCUUCAGGGAAUGAAAAUCUCAGAGGUUAAAAAUAAAUUUCUGCCAUGUCAAGGCCAUCUGUUGCGUGAUUGGUGCAGAGUAAACAAAGAACAUUAUCAUCUUACUGGACAUGUUGAGGACCAGAAAUGUAAAAAUCAAGAAGAACUGAUGCAAAUACGACAAAAACAAUGUGAUGCCUCCUUUGGUGACCUCAUUAAGCUGUUCACUGAAAGUCUUGAAUCUCUCACAACAGUAGAGAGAAAAUAUUUUCUUAAAUGGACUCAAAUCUUAAUGGACGAUCUCUCCACUGAUGAAAUCUCCUCACUUCUUCAAAUGUAUGAUGAUAAAUGGUCUGAGGUUUUGGCUUUGAAGAAGAAACAUGAUAAAUAUGAUCAGCUAAAUAUCAAACAAGCUGAACUUGAUAAAAUAUCAGAAAAACUUCAGUCAGCUACGUUUGGAUUAGAGCACAUCUUCAGAGAAAUGGGACAGAUCUAUGAAGCUCAUGCAUCUCGGCAGAAAAUGCCAAAUGGAAGCACUGAUUGGUCCAAGUACCCCGAGCUGGCUGCAGAACUCAUGAUAUCAGGACAACCAAUGGAGCUGAUGGAUGGUGAUGCAGGUCACGUUCCUUUAAAAUGGAUCAAGAGCCUGUUUGAGGAAGUCAUCAAGAAACUGGGUGACAUCAGAAUUUUUGUUUUGUCAGUUCUGGGCAUCCAAAGCAGUGGAAAAUCAACAAUGCUGAACUCCAUGUUUGGAUUACAGUUUGCAGUAAGUGCUGGCAGGUGCACCAAGGGUGCCUUCAUGCAGCUGCUGAAGGUGUCAGAAGACAUGAAGAAAGACUUCAAAUUUGACUUUAUACUUGUGGUGGACACUGAAGGACUCCGCGCUCUUGAAUUGGCGGGCAGCAGCACUCUUCACCAUGACAAUGAACUGGCAACAUUUGUCAUUGGUCUGGCAAAUAUGACACUGAUCAAUAUCUUUGGAGAGAAUCCCGCUGAUAUGCAAGAUGUUCUGCAGAUUGUUGUUCAGGCUUUCAUGAGAAUGAAGAAAGUCAAACUGUCUCCGAGUUGUGUAUUUGUUCACCAGAAUGUUACCGAUAUUUCAGCUGCAAAGAAAAAUAUGGAAGGAAAAAGAUGCCUCCAAGAAAAACUGGACCAAAUGGCCCAACUAGCUGCUAAGGAGGAGGGAUGUGACUCAGAGUGCUUCAGUGAUGUCAUUGCAUUUGAUGUUCAAAAAGAUGUGAAAUACUUUGCCCAACUGUGGGAAGGAAGUCCACCCAUGGCCCCUCCAAAUCCAGGUUACAGUGAGAGCAUCCAAGACCUGAAGAAGUUCAUCAUCUCAAAGGCCUCAGAUUCUGCUGGAAUGACUCUCUCAAACUUCACAAGCAACAUUCAUGACUUGUGGGAUGCUCUACUGAAUGAAAACUUUGUUUUCAGCUUCAAAAAUACAUAUGAAAUUGCAGUAUACAGAAAGCUUGAGGUCCAGUAUGGGACCUGGACCUGGGCCUUGAGGAGCAACAUGCUGACUGUCGAGAACCAACUUUACAACAAAAUUGAAAAUGGAAACCUUCAGAAAGUUGAGCUCAGUUUUCUCUAUGAAGAAAUGAGGAAAUCAUUUGAAGAAAUCCAAACUAACAUGAAAACAUACUUCAGUGACAACAGAGAUAAAGAAAUUUUGUCACAGUGGAGAGGUCGAUUUGAACAGAAAAUCAAGGAAUUUCAUGAGGAGCAAGUGAAAGGAGUUCAACGCAAACUGGAUGAGGUCCUCCAACAGAAGGAAGCAUGCAAAAAACUUGAUGAUAAGAACACUGACUUUGAGAGCACGUUGCUGCAAAAGAGCAAAGAGCUUGCUCAUCAGCUGAAAGACAAAGCUAAAGAUAAAGAGGAACUGAAAAACCACUUUGACCGUGUUUGGGAAGAGUGGGUCACUGAAUUAACUAGAAAUACACGACCCAUUGAGGACAUCAACUUAGGAGAAGAUGUCAAGUCUGUUCUUGUUGAAAGCUUUGGUUUUGAUCAUUGUGUCAUAGAAAAAAGGAAAAAAAUACCAUGGUACAAGUUCAAAUCAGAUCUGGUGGAUUACAGUUCUUAUGUUACCCCCCACAAAUUGUGCCAAAAACAAUUGACUGAGGUUAACACUGAAAAAUUUACUCUUCCAUGUGAAGUGAAUCAGCUGUUCAGGUCAUUUAUUACAAACGUUGAGAAAGACGGCCUUGCCAUCAUGAAGAGCAAACCUGUAGCUACAAGAGGCUACAGUUCUGCUUACUUGCAAGAAGUUGCCAAAAACGUCAAAGAACAAGUGGAUCCAUUUGAAAAGAGGAUCUCAAAGGAAUAUGUUCUCAAGAGGGACUUCACAGUUGAUCUCUUACUGUACGUGUUUCACAGAGCAGAGGAUUGGCUUUUAGACUCUCACAGGAAAUUCAAGAUGAAAUAUGAUGCUCGCAUAUAUGUUCAAAGUAAAAAAGAGCAAUAUUAUGGAAUAUUUCAGAGCUUUUGUAAAGGUAACUCAUCUGCUGUUGUGUUUGGGGAACUGAUUUGUGAAAAACUGAAGGAUUCUACAGUUCAGGCCGUUUGUAACAAAACUGCCAUUGGACUUGCUGGAGAGAUGAAAUGCAGUUUGGAACCAUUCAGUGGAAACAGGCUGAACCUGGAGAAACACGUGUUGAAGACACUGGCAGAGAGAGAAGAUUUUGAUGGUUACAAAAACUAUAUCACACACCCAAAGGAAGAAGUAGAAAAAUUUAUAAGAGAUGAGGUGAAGAAAUACAUCUUCAUUACAAACAAAGAAAAAACUCAGAGUAUCGUCAAGAAAAACACUGAAGACUUGGGUAAACUUGUGAGUCAAGCACUGUUUGAUGCCACAGAGAAAGUGAAAACUGAGGAAGGAGAUGCUGAAAUGUGGCUGAAAGAAUUUUCCAGAUUGCUGAAUGAUGAGCUCACAUGUGACAAGAUAUGUUGUCAAAACUUCAGUGAUAUCAAAGAAUUUGACUUUCUUAAAGAGGUGAUUGAUGAAGGCCUUCUAUCCAUCAUCAGUGAAGUGAAAAACCUCUCCCUGGAUAAGAUGGAGGAAUUCAGACUCAAACCUGAUCAAAUCCUCAUCGACCAGCUUUGUAAGUGCUGCUGGGUCCAGUGUCCAUUCUGUGCAGCUGUUUGUACAAACACCCUGGAAGAUCAUAGUCCUGAAGAUCAUUCUGUCUCCUUUCAUCGGCCAUCUGGGAUCAAAGGAUGGCAUUGCAGAGGCACAGUGGAAAUGGGCAUCAAUUUCUGCACAACAAAUGUUGAAAGUGAUGGAAAGUUCUACCCUCAUCGUGAUUCAGAUGUUCUCAUUCCCUACAAACAGUACAGAACUGCUGGUCCAAAUUUUGCUAAUUGGAAAAUUACACAUGAUGAAUCUAAACUCACAUACUGGAAAUGGGUUGUAUGUCGAUUUCAAGAGGACCUGGAAGAACAUUACAAAUUAAAAUUUGAGGGCCGUGGGCGAAUUCCCAAAGAGUGGAAAAAACAUACGAAAGCAGAAGCAAUUCAAAGUCUGGAUGAAAUGUAAACAAAAAAAAAAACAAAAAAAAAAACACAAUUGUACAUUUGUGUUUUUAUGCAAUAAUAAAAAAAAAUUCAGUCCUUGAAACCUUGA
Thalassophryne amazonica is the source of this 5320-nucleotide messenger RNA. Its product is annotated as interferon-induced very large GTPase 1-like. Lineage: Eukaryota; Metazoa; Chordata; Actinopteri; Batrachoidiformes; Batrachoididae. The record is from RefSeq and is a predicted model, not a curated record. Gene Ontology annotation, molecular function: GTP binding.